Molecule: messenger RNA, 2023 nt
Organism: Synchiropus splendidus (mandarinfish)
Lineage: Eukaryota; Metazoa; Chordata; Actinopteri; Syngnathiformes; Callionymidae
Gene: cxcr3.2
Product: chemokine (C-X-C motif) receptor 3, tandem duplicate 2
Exons: 2
Coding region: 474-1595 (373 amino acids)
Biological process (GO): immune response; chemotaxis; G protein-coupled receptor signaling pathway
Cellular component (GO): membrane
Molecular function (GO): chemokine receptor activity
Source: RefSeq, a predicted model, not a curated record
CCAGCAUCAUACUGGUUCACUCCUCGCCACGGAGGCAAGAUUUCUACCAGUCAUUUGGGUUUCAUUUGUGGGACAUAAGGUGAUUAUUGCAACCGCAACUUUUGGGUGUUGAAUAUAGCUCUCUAAAUUCUCUUUAAUAUUGUGGUUGUAAACAUGGUGAGUUUCAUUUCUCAUUUGAUUUUUGUUUCAGUUUCAUACAUCAGCAUCAGCAUUUUUCCCGACUCUCCAAUCGGCUGCAUUAUUCAGUCUUCACAAAAACAUUCAAGCCUGCAGGCGUAUCUGUGUGCUUUCAAAAACAAAUGUCACAAUUUCCUUUCAACACUCAUCCAUUCCCACAACAGCACUGCUCACAUCUGUGUCAGGAAUCACUUCCCAUAUUCUCAACUUCUUCUUUCUCACCCUCGCAAUUUAGUGGCAAAGAAAGAUAAGACUCUUGGUUCCGUGUGUCAGUCCUGCAGCCGCCUCUCGCAAACAUGGACCCAAGCGUGACCACACCAGAAUACGAUGAUUAUUAUGCGGACAACUACACCUGGACCUUUGACCCAAAGGAAACUUACGCACCUCCGUGCUUCCCAGAUGACAUAUACGCCUUCGCACGCAGCUACUCGCCCGCUGUUUACAUCCUGGUGUUCAUCUUGGCCGUGGUGGGCAACGUGCUGGUGCUGUGCGUGAUCCGGCGCUACAGGAAAUCUCAAAGCGGAGCUUGUGCAUUCUCGCUGACUGACACCUUUCUCCUUCACCUGGCCAUCUCCGACCUGCUGCUGGCCUUCACCCUGCCGUUGUUCGCCGUGGAGUGGGCUCGCGAGUGGGUGUUUGGUCUGGCAAUGUGCAAGAUCUCAAGCGCUCUUUUCUCUCUCAACCGCUACAGUGGAAUCCUCUUCCUGGCUUGCAUCAGCUUUGACCGAUACCUGGCCAUCGUCCAUGCGGUCAGCUCCAACUGGAAGCGUAGCACGUGCCACGCUCAGAUCGCCUGUUCCCUCAUCUGGGUGGGCUGCCUGGGCCUCAGUGGAGUGGACAUCGCCUUCAAACAGGUGGUGGACCGGGACAGUCUGGGCAAACCGAUGCCUGCUCUGUGCCAGAUCUGGUUCCCAGACAGCAACACGCAGUGGCAAGUGGGCCUGAAGCUGGUCAGUGUGAUUUUAGGAUUCGUGCUGCCGCUGAUGAUCAUGCUCUACUGCUACAUACGCAUCUUCAGGUCACUCUGCAACGCCACUCGCCGCCAAAAACGGAAAUCCAUCCGUCUCAUCAUCUCACUUGUCUCCGUUUUUGUGAUCUGUUGGGCACCUUACACCUGCUUCCAGCUCAUUGACAGCCUGGAGCGCCUGGGCCUCGUGGUCGGGGACUGCCACUUUACAAGGGUGAUGGACAUCGGGACUCUGGUCACUGAGAGUCUGGGCCUGUCACACUGCGCCCUCAACCCUCUGCUGUACGGCUUUGUGGGGGUGAAGUUCCGCAGGGAGCUGGUCAGAAUGUGCAAGGGUCUCCUGGGACAGAGACAGGGAAUGGAGGGAUGGAGGAAGAGGAGACUUCGGAAAUCUACUGGGUCGUUUAGUUCUGCAGAAAGCGAAAACACCUCAUAUUCAGUUAUGGUGUGAAAUGAAUAGAGGACCAGGUUUUUUUUUUUUAAUGUGUGUUUUAUCUUUUGACGACGAGCAACCGCUAUCAUCACGAGAGGAAGCUGCAGACUUAUCUCGUGUGCCGUUAUCAUCAUCCUGUUUUGUUGUCUUAUUAAACAUCAAAAAAGCUAAUAGUAUUCACAGCACUUAGAAGUGUUUCAGCUAUUAAAAUGUGAUGCGCAUCAUCAAUUUUGUUUUUUUCAUUUUACGCUUUCAGAUGGUUGUAAAUAGAAUGAGAUCAUAUCCAUUGUGCCGAUACUGCAGGUUUUCGCGUCUAAAGUUGAGGUCUGUAGAAAUCGCUUGAUUUCUUCACUCUUGUUAAAAAAAAAAAAAAAAAAAAGAAAGUUCCUCAGCAGUUUUCGUCUGUUGUCUGAGUUCCCAUAAAUGCGUCACCGACAUAUGCACAU